Molecule: messenger RNA, 4167 nt
Organism: Prorocentrum cordatum
Lineage: Eukaryota; Dinophyceae; Prorocentrales; Prorocentraceae
Source: the annotation of a GenBank genome assembly
AUGCGGCCUCCGUGGUGGAAACUGCCGACCAAGUUCGUGUCCCCACCCUGGGGAGGUCAACAGAAGCAGCAGUGGCAGGCAUGGCGAGACAUCGGCUCCGACGACGACCUCGAGGGCUGGCACCAGGUGGGGCAAACUGGAGGAGGGCCGUGGUGCAGUAAGUGCGGCUGCAAGAAGAACUCCAAGGGCAGCAAGUUCUGCAAAGCCUGCGGCCAUAAGCUCUCGGACAUCAGCCCAGCCGUCGCUGCCGAACCCGCUGGGGUCUGGAGCGAGCAGCGAAGACAGCACGGGGAUGCCGAUGGCAAGGACGGCAAAGGCGGCAAGAAGGGCAAGAAAGGCAAGGACUCUGGCAAAGGUGACGGCGGCAAAGGUGGUAAAGGGGGCCGUGUUGAGGGAACAGCAGGCGGUGACCCAGCCAAGCUUCCUCGAGCGCCUGGUGCACAGUUCCUGGUGGCCCAGGAGGGACCCUCGGUGGAGCUUGAGUUCCACGAGCUGGAGCAGCUGGUGGCCACGCUGGAGAAGCUGGGCGAUACGGUCAGCCUCGCGAAGCACAGGCGCACCCUUCAAGAACGGCGACGGCUCCAGCAGGAGGCGCUCUAUGUGCCGCCAUUGUCGCAGAGAGUCACGCAGGCCCACAAGCAGGUGCAGGACAUCGCGCAGAAACUGGGGAAGGCGGUGCUGCACUUCGAGCGGCUCGAGGAGGGCCUCGAGAGCCAGAGGCGGUGGGUCCAAUCUCUUUGCGAGGACAUGGAGUCGAAGAAGGCUGAGCACCGCAAGCUGGUGGUUGAGCUCAAUCGUCAGGUGGUCGACAUCAGCCAGGACUCAACUCCGUCAGUGGCCCCCAUCAGUGUGGCUGGCAUCCUCGACGGCUCCAUCGAGGAAAUUCCUCUUUCGUUUGCUGGCCUUGGGUUCGACGACGAGGAAUACGAGAUGGAUGCAAAUGACAAGACGGAGCUGGCAGAUCGCAGCGCCCGCCUCAAGAGCGAGCUGUCCAACGCCGUCAAGCAAAUGUUCGGGCAGGCGGCAGAGAAGGCCAAACUCUUCAAGGAGGAGCAGGAAGCCAUGGCUCUACGGCUGGCUGGGAAGAGGCGGCGUCAGGGUUCAGGCGGACUCCGCCUGAGGGGGCAGACCCAGUUGACGCAGAGGCUGAGGGUGGUCGGCGGACGCCCUUGGCCGAGGCAGCUGGAUCUCUUCGACCAGCGGCAGUACUGCAAGCAGCUGUGCGCCGUGCCCGAGGCAGUCCUGCCCGAGCCCUUGGGGCAGAGGCCUGCGGCUAUGGGGCUCCCACCCGAUGCUGCUGAUCCUGAGUGGCAGGCCAUCCAGGACUUCAACGACAUGAGGGCUGACCUCAGGGACUGGGCUGCCGCCUGGUUUGACUCUUGCACUGAGCUGGAGACAGACAGCGGGCACUGGAGGCGCUGGUGCAAGGCUUUCCUGGGCGCGAUGCUCGCGGGCGGCGGGAACGAGCCGCUCAGGCGCCUACUGAGGAUCUGGUUCCCAGGCUGGCACUUGGACAAUAUCCUGGACGAGCUGUGCCUCAGCGGCUGGAGGCAGUCAGAGCCCCGCCGCAUUGCCUUUCUGGUCAGGCUCAACAGUGCCCAGCCUCUGGAUCGGUGGCGACUCGAGCACGCGCACUGGAGGCAACUGGCCCAGAUCAGGGUCGGCUUCGAAGGUGUCUCGGUGUACUUUGACCUUAGCAAGUUCUACGAGUGGAUCGACCACGGGCAGCUGCUGAACGCGGCCGAGCUGAAUGGUUUCUGCACAGGGCGAGAGGCAGCCCAGGUGCGCGGGGAGCGUGACCGCGCGCUGGAGCGCGGCGAGGACCCCUGGCCGCUGUUCGACGUGCCCGGGUACCACUGUCUGGUGCCCUUGGACGGUGUCGGCGUGGCGAUGACGAAGCUGCGGGCACACCGGUCCGUAAGCCUCUUGCUCGAGCUGCUGCCCCCGUGCCUCGAUCGCCAGCCCGCGUGGCCCGCGACCGAGGCGCGUAGGCGGCAGCUCAGCUUCUCCAACCCCGCGGAGGAGCUGCCGAUGCACCGAGGCCCUUGCCUCGUCCCCUCGGCCGGCCUCGCCUCGAGGAGCCUCUGGCUCAAGCGGCUGCCUCGGUGCCUCGGUCGCGGGGGCUGGCGCCUCCGGCACCGGGCGCCCGCUGCGAUGGACUUCCAGCAGCUGCUCUGCCAGCUCGCGGGCGAGCACCGCCGGCUGGAGCAGGAGAGGAACGAGCUAUCAGAGGAGGUCUCCCGGCUGCGGAAGCGGCUGUCGGGGGGAAAGGCGGAGCUCCCCCCAGAGGCCGCCCCGCUUCCCGGGCACGUGACGUCGCCCACCGGCGCUCCCCGGCGCAGCGCCGACAGCGACGGGGGCACGCCGGAGCAGCUUGGCGUGGUGGCCGUGCGGGCGCUCGCCGCGCGGCAGCUGAAGAGCGAGGCCGCAGAGACGGAGGGCCACUUCGUGUCGGUGAGCGUCGAGGCGGGGCCGCCCUCGACGACCCCCACGCAGCAGGGCCCCGACACGGAGUGGCGCGGCUUCACGGCGGGCCUGUUGGCGCAGCCGCACCAGAAGACGCUGGAGCUGCGGGUGUUCGAGUCCCUGGGCGAGGGCCAGUCCCCCAGGAACGCGGGGAGCAGCUCCGUCGGGUUCCGCGCCCUCGCGCCAGGGGUGUGGCAGAAGCGGGCGUGCGAGCUCGGAUGCGGCGAGAGGGGGGUGGAGUUCGAGGUGAGCUGGCAGCCUGGGGCGGACGGCGUCGGCUCGGCAGGGCUCCGCGGCGGGGGCGCUGAGGCGCGGAGCGCGCCGGUGCGCGGCCGGUCGCGGCACAACACCGAGACGGAGUGGCUCGACGACAGGGAGCAGAUGAACAGGGCGAGGCAGAAGGUGCGCUUCCUGGAGGUGUUCGGCCUGGACGCGUCGCAGCAGGGCACCUACACCGUCACCGCCGAGAGUCUCGGGCAGGUGCUGGCGAAGCGAGGCCUGCGCAACGUCAAGGACGGCUUCCUGCUCAAGGCGCUGCAAGAGUUGGAGAGGGUUGCCCAGAGCAAGGCAAGCUCGUGCGGCGCGAGCGUGGACUCCAGAACCUCGGCGCUAUCCAGCGUUGUGCCGCCUCCUGUUGGGAGCUUGUCUGGUUCGGCGCGCCUCGACAAAGGCAUAGGCUUCGAGAUUUUCGUGGACGCCGUCUUGAUGUCGGACCUUCCGAAGCGCGUGCAUCCGAGGCUUUCUCGUGGUGUCGAAAAGAUGCAGGAGGCCUUGCUGAAGCAAGAUGUGGAGGAGGUUAUCGCCAAGCUGUCCCGAAAGCGAGAGUCCCUUGCUAUGGAUGUGUCCGUUGACGGGCUCGCGCCGACGCCAAAAUCCUCGAAGGUGGACACUGUCUUGAAUACAUUCGUCUCGCUGACAGUACUCGCCAGCAUAGUCUGUCUGGGCCUCAGCAGAGAGAGCGACCCUGACUGGGAAGGGUGGCUUAUACUGGAGGCCGUCUUCGCGGUCAUAUUCAUAGCGGAAAUAAACAUCAAAAUCCUGAUGCACGGCUCGCGCACGUAUUGGUGUGGCCCAGACAGGCGGUGGAAUUGGUUGGACUUCACAGUCACCGUCGUAUCGGUCGGGGAUGUAUGUCUCAACCUGGUUAUCCAAAAUCUGUCGGACGAGUUAGAGUUCAGCAGGCUCGCGCUGGUCUGCCGCGUUUUCCGACUCAUGCGACUUGGGCGUGUCCUAAAGAUGAUCCGGUCGCCGUUGAUCCGCGAGCUCUCGAAUAUGUUGGUCGGUUUCGUGCUCGGCUCACCGGCCCUCUUCUGGGUCUCGAUUAUCAUUUGGGUAGUUGUUGCGUUGGUAGCAAUGAGCCUUCGGAUCGCGGUCGGCGCUCAUCCAGAUGAGCAAAUGUUGGUCGAAAAAUGCGGACACCCCGACCUUUUCGUUGUCACGGAGGACGCGGACCCAACCUGCGCAAAGCACAAGCUUUACGCAGAGGAAUACUGCGGCUCGCUGUCGAAGUGCAUGUUCACCGUGUUCCGUUGCAUGAUCGGCGACUGCACCAGCACAGGCGGUCAAUCUUUGGCAGCGCACUUGAGCGCAGGUUUCGGAACGAAGUUCGACUUUGUGUAUCUCACUGGCAUGAUCGUGAUGAUAUUUGGUCUCUUCAAUGUCAUCACCGCGAUAUCCCACCUGCAACGAUGGCGGGGCUGA